This is a messenger RNA of Aspergillus mulundensis, 717 nucleotides long. RefSeq lists its product as uncharacterized. The record is from RefSeq and is a predicted model, not a curated record. The coding region runs from base 1 to 717 and encodes 238 amino acids. The transcript has a single exon. Lineage: Eukaryota; Fungi; Ascomycota; Eurotiomycetes; Eurotiales; Aspergillaceae.
AUGAGCAACAUAAUCCCUGAUAUCUUUUUUCCCGACGAGAUGCCCUACUGUAUCUGGCAUCCCGACGUGGCGACCGAAGAAACUCACCGCAAGCUUUCAGCCCGGUAUCCAGAACUCCGGUAUCAAGUCGGACGGGCUUGCGCGGUUGCGGGCUAUGUGGAUCUGUACAAAGAGCUUGAUUUGCUCCCUGAUGUGCAUAUUGCUGAGGAGGCUCGCGACAACGGGUGUGCCGAGAUCUACGAUAUUAUCACGAAUCAACCAGACAAGUACGAUGUUAUGAACGACUAUACCCGUACUAUCAACCUGGACAACCCACGAAAGGCUUGUCUGAAUGAGGACACGGCUGUGCGCUCCUCCCUCGAGGUCAAGCAGGAACAUGAUCGCGAUUUCAAGUCUACCCACUACUUUGACAUAACUGAGGACAUGAGAAUCGAUACUCAUACGACGCCUGCCCAAGAGUCCAGCUCGGGAGAUGCCACUCCGCUUCUAUAUUCCCCUUUGCCUGUGGAUCUGCCAACAGUGAACAAAGAUCUACUCAUCUUGAUGGCCGCGUACUAUGGCGACAUCGACCGCUACGUCCGAUUACGACGCCCAAUUAUGAUCAAAACCGAAUAUAUAUUCGUUAUCCGUGGCAUAUUCCACAAUACAAUGUUUGCCAAAUGGUGGUCGUAUCAGGACCUCACAAAGGACGACGGACGGCUCGACGAUAAAAAAUGA